GGUAAUAAGAUCAGUUACAAACUUAACCUACCAAAAAUAUUACCAAAAACAAGAAUGAGGAUGUGCUUUUCAUCUGUUGGAUGGCUGGUGAUUGUAUCUAAAACUAAAGGGUGUGAAUGGAGUCUUGUGCAUCCUUUAAAUCAUGCCAAAGUUGAGCUCCCAGAUGUACGGGGGUCUUUGCCAGGCAGCGUUGUUUCUGGUUUCCGGUUAGGGAAGUUUGCCUUAUCAUCGAGCCCUUCUUGGACAUCGGAUUACAUAGUCAUGUUUCAAUCAGGUCAUAGAUUUGGUUUUUGCAGGCCAGGGCUAGGUGAAAAUUGGAAAUGCAUAGUAUCAUGGAGAGAUUUAAUAAUGGAUCUAAGUUAUUAUAAAGGACAGUUCUAUUUCGUGCACCUUUCGAGCCGCAUUUCAGUUUUUGAUAUUGACAAAGAAGAAAUAAGGCUUGUUGCUCCAGAAUUUCCAGAGGAACAACUUUUAGGUCCUAAUGUGCGUAUUAAAGAGCACUAUUUAGUGGAAUCAGCGGGGGUUCUUUUGGUGGUUCUGUUUACUACCACAGCCACCAAGUGUGAAGACCAAGGAUUAACAUUUGGCUGCAGGGUUUUUGAGGUCCCAUUUACAAACAGCAAAUCGUGGUCGGACUCGGAGGUUAGGAGCUUGGGGAACAGAACCAUUUUCCUAAGUAAAUGUAGUUCUUCCUUCACAAUCGAGGCAUCAGACUAUUCUGGAUCAUGGUGUGUAACACAACAAUAUGUGGCCUUAAGGGCUGCUUGGUUUUCUUAUGUGGGGAAACUGAGCAAAUAGGCUUCGCCAUUAACCUGCACUACAUGCAAUGUGGUGCAUUCAAGACAACGGCGCUAAUCAGGUGAGAUGGCUGUUUGGAGGGUGUU
This is a messenger RNA of Rosa chinensis, 884 nucleotides long. RefSeq lists its product as uncharacterized. NCBI's taxonomy places the organism in Eukaryota, Viridiplantae, Streptophyta, Magnoliopsida, Rosales, Rosaceae. The transcript has 3 exons. The record is from RefSeq and is a predicted model, not a curated record. The coding region runs from base 55 to 798 and encodes 247 amino acids.